Messenger RNA from Notolabrus celidotus (New Zealand spotty), 1907 nucleotides. RefSeq names its product DEAD (Asp-Glu-Ala-Asp) box polypeptide 39Ab (gene ddx39ab). The transcript is spliced from 10 exons. Gene Ontology annotation, molecular function: ATP binding; RNA binding; RNA helicase activity. NCBI's taxonomy places the organism in Eukaryota, Metazoa, Chordata, Actinopteri, Labriformes, Labridae. Gene Ontology annotation, biological process: mRNA export from nucleus; mRNA splicing, via spliceosome. The record is from RefSeq and is a predicted model, not a curated record. Bases 138 to 1421 code for a protein of 427 amino acids.
UUGACGCCCGAAUCCACCAAUCACCUUAACGUUUCCCAGAGUAGGCGGGACUUCCGGUGUCUCGUAUAAACCAUCUGAGGCCUGCCCAUGCGGUUUUGAUCUGUUGGUGGACGCGAAGCUAACAACUCAAAGACACAAUGGCUGAGAACGACGUUGAUAAUGAGCUGCUCGACUACGAGGAGGAUGAAGAGCCUCAGGGAGCACCGGAGAGCGCUGCCCCGGCAGGAAAGAAGGAGGUGAAGGGUUCCUACGUUUCCAUUCACAGCUCUGGCUUCAGAGAUUUUCUGCUCAAACCAGAGCUGCUCCGAGCCAUCAUCGACUGUGGGUUUGAGCAUCCUUCUGAAGUCCAGCAUGAAUGCAUCCCACAAGCCAUCCUGGGGAUGGACAUCCUGUGCCAAGCCAAGUCUGGUAUGGGGAAGACAGCUGUGUUUGUGCUGGCCACACUGCAGCAGAUUGAACCUGUUGAUGGACAGGUCUCUGUUCUGGUCAUGUGCCACACACGAGAGCUGGCCUUCCAGAUCAGCAAAGAGUACGAGCGUUUCUCCAAGUACAUGCCCUCCGUGAAGGCGGCGGUGUUCUUCGGCGGCAUGGCCAUCAAGAAGGACGAGGAGGUUUUGAAGAAGAACUGCCCGCACAUCGUCGUGGGAACGCCAGGUCGUAUCCUCGCCCUCAACCGGAGCAAAACCCUCACCCUGAAGAACGUCAAGCACUUUGUGCUGGACGAGUGUGACAAGAUGUUGGAGCAGCUAGAUAUGAGGAGUGACGUUCAGGAGAUCUUCAGGAGCACACCCCACGAGAAGCAGGUCAUGAUGUUCAGCGCCACGUUGAGUAAGGAGAUCCGACCGGUCUGCCGCAAGUUCAUGCAGGACCCUAUGGAAGUGUUCGUGGACGACGAGACCAAGCUGACACUCCACGGUCUGCAGCAGUACUACUGCAAACUGAAGGACAGCGAGAAAAACCGAAAACUCUUCGACCUCCUGGAUGUGUUGGAGUUCAACCAGGUGGUGAUCUUUGUUAAGUCAGUCCAGCGCUGCAUCGCUCUCUCCCAGCUUCUGGUGGAACAAAACUUUCCUGCAAUUUCCAUCCACAGGGGAAUGACUCAGGAGGAGAGGCUGUCCCGCUAUCAGCAGUUCAAAGACUUCCAAAGGCGGAUCUUGGUGGCCACUAAUCUCUUUGGCCGAGGGAUGGACAUCGAGCGAGUCAAUAUCGUCUUCAACUACGACAUGCCGGAAGAUUCUGACACGUAUCUGCACAGGGUUGCUCGUGCCGGUCGAUUUGGCACCAAAGGCCUGGCUAUAACCUUCGUGUCUGACGAGACCGACGCCAAGACUCUGAACGAUGUGCAGGACCGCUUCGAGGUCAACGUGGCCGAGCUGCCAGACGAGAUCGACAUCUCCUCUUACAUCGAGCAGUCCAGAUGAGUCCUCCGGCCCGGCAGAAGUCUCCUCUUGAUGGAUCUCAUGGUGUAUUUGGACGUAGACGUACUUCACCGUUGAUUUAAAGCUCUGCUCUGUGCCCUAUGUUCACCAAACUUUAUUUUUAUUGGAGGUUUUUGGGGGGCGGCGGGUGUGGUUGAUUUUAAUUUGUCUUCUACUGUCUGUUUGGGUUUUUUUUUUCUUUGCUUAAUGAUAUUAAAACUUUUUAUAAAAUGCCAUUUUUACUGUUGUUGUUGUCUCUGCCACGUCUUCGUCAGCUUCACUCUCCAGCUGAGCUUCAGGGAGCAUGUAGAAAGUAGUUCAGAGGAUCCUGUAAGAUAAUGUGUUGCCUUUUUGUUUUUGUUUAUUCACAAUGCAAGACGUGGUCACAAAUAAAUAAUCCAAGUAGUCCUGUAGGGACUGUUUUGACCGAUAUGGCAGCUCUUUGAAUUUCCAGUUGAAUGUUUCCAAUAAAGGAAGUCACCAAGUGGA